Spea bombifrons (plains spadefoot toad) is the source of this 1369-nucleotide messenger RNA. It is a transcript of the gene CGRRF1, whose product is annotated as cell growth regulator with ring finger domain 1. The coding region runs from base 125 to 1243 and encodes 372 amino acids. NCBI's taxonomy places the organism in Eukaryota, Metazoa, Chordata, Amphibia, Anura, Pelobatidae. The transcript is spliced from 6 exons. Gene Ontology annotation, biological process: negative regulation of cell growth. The record is from RefSeq and is a predicted model, not a curated record.
UUGAUGCAGCCAAAUGCACUCGUAUAAGUGACUGUUGGCUUUAAUAGAAUGCUCUUUACGGUAAUGUAAUGCGCUCCGCAGUGCAGACUUAUUUUUAUAACCGGUAACAUUGCGACUAGUGUUUAUGUCUCUAUGCUACUGGCCAACUGCGGAGACGGCUGUAUUGACAUUCCUGGUAUGGAAUACGAAAUGGACCAAAAUAUUGUGGUUUCGCUUUUUGGUUGAAAGGCCUGCCGGUGCUAUGCCUGCUAUUUUCUUGUCCACGUUGUAUGAGUAUUCUCCUCUCUUUUACAUCACCGUAGUGUUUGUGUGCUUUAUAGUGACCUCUGGAUUGGUUCUGGGAUGGUUUGGUGUGGACGUUCCAGUUAUUCUGAGAAACUCAGAAGAAGCCGAUUCCGUAUCCUACGUUUGCAAGAAACAGAUGAAGCAAGUGAAGAAUCCCUUUGGCUUGGAUAUCAUUAAUCCAGAAGCAGCUUCACUAACAUGUGGCGUCACAGUUCGGCCGAAUUGUCUGGAGAAUUGUGUUCUGACCGUGUACUGGGGGUGCAGCGUACAAAGAGUACAGGAGGCUUUGCAGAAACAUGUCUACCACUUUCCAGUCAAGACCCCAGGAGCUUUGGAAGAAGCUUUGUGCAAUGAAUACCUUCAUAAAGCCCACCAUGACGUCCAAAAAGACAGCAAAGAUGAAAUAUUGAUUCACUUGCCCGAGGACCACAGAAUAGAAGACUUUGGUCCAGUGCCUCGGACUCGCUAUCCCCUUGUAGCCGUUCUGACUUUAUCAGAUAAGGAUGACCGAGAGCUGUAUGACAUAGUAUCCAUGCUGACGGUGAUCCAUAUCCCCGACAGGAGUUAUAGGCUUCCUUGCAGGAUAAUGUACCAGUAUCUCCUAACGGCACAAGGGCAAUUUUAUGAUCUUAAGCAACUUUUCAUGUCCUCUAACGACAAAUCCACAAGGUCUACAAGUGACGCCGUCGGCCCCGAGAACUCUGACAGGGAUUUGCUCGAGAGACUCGGACUCUCUGAGGAUGAACUGCAAGACGACACGGGAAAAGAUUGCGUUGUGUGUCAGAACGACACCGUGAACUGGGUGCUGCUGCCGUGUAGACACGCGUGUUUGUGUGACCGAUGUCUGAAGCACUUCCAGCACUGCCCCAUCUGCCGACAGUUUGUACAAGAAUCGUUCCCUUUACACAACAAGACACCGGCCACAAAUGAAGGAACCCAUCGUGUUCCUCAAGACUGACCUUCUCAGAGACUUAUUCUACCUGGACUAUUAGUUGGGUAAAAGUAGGGAUUAUUUAUAUGUAUAUAACACACAGGAUCUAUAUUGUAUUAGAAAAAUGAAAAUUAAGAAAAACUAAUGUUCUUA